CUUCAAAACGUUGAACGCUCUUUCCUACUUCCGGCACACACACACUAACUCGUCUAACGGCGGCGCGCUUGACUGUGCAGCUCCCGGACUGCGUUUUGCUGACGAGAGAAUCGAACCGUGGAGUCCGAAUCUGAAUUGCUAUCCGAACAUGAAUGGGUUCACCUUGAUGCUGCUGUUUGCUGCUCAGUGCUUUCCAGUAACAGCAAGUCAAGGCGGAAACAAAUCGGCACAGCUCUUUUUCUGCAGUAUUCCAGGAUGUGGCUCUAAUGUGACCCACGUGUUUUGCAACGACGAGUCGCUCCUCAGUGAUGGUCCCAUCCCGAACUGUACCGGGCCUCCACCCCCCAAUACUGUCUGCCAGCACAAGGGCUUCGCAUUCGCCUCCACCGAUUCAGAUGCUGGCUGUGAUUUUGAAGGGAAAGACGGUCUUAUUGAGUCGGGAAAAUGUACAGACAACAGCAGCAUCUGUGCUUCUCUUCACCGUGGAUUUCAUCGUCCAUCGCUGACCACUGCCUUUCCUCUAGUCAACGCUACAUCACAAGUCCCCACAAGGGGGCGUUAUGGAUUAAUUGUUGAAGGUGUAAUUUUAGGUCUGCUGAUCGUAGGAAUAGGAAUAGCAAGAAGAGUCUCUUAUAGACGCUCACAGCAGGAUUCAGCAAGUAACGCUGCUGUGACUGAACCGCUGAGACAGAUGGAAGGUCCCGAAGGAAUCAGUGAUAGUGAUACUGCUGGAUUGGAAGAUGGCGGUUCUACUUCCCACCAGGAGAGUGGAGUUUAAACAACUGCAGCUUCAUCAUCUUUGUUGUAUUUUUCUCAUUUUUUUCUCAAGAUAUCUCAUGGGGUUGUUUUUUUUUUAAAUGUAGCACAAACAUCCAUGAACUGAUUAGGUUUUUGUGGUUAAAGGUCAACGUGAAAUCAGCCCCAUUAUUACAAACACAAUAUCUCAGGAACACCUUAAGAGAGUUUCUGGACUGCAGGAUGAAGUCAUACGGUUUUUGCAAUCAAAAGGUCACUGUGAAAAAUGUUUAUUUAAUCUUUAUCCUUAUUUAAGGCCACGAGUCGCAUCAAUAAACUUAUACAGAUAAUUUUGCAAACACGUCCAGUAGAAUAACAUGAUGAAGUAAUGCCAUUUUGGACAGACCCUGGUGAAGAAUGUUUAUGCGGUAGUUUUUCCUAUUUUUGAAAUCAACAUGACAUCUGUUUUAGAAGUGUUCCUUUUAGUGCAAGCCUCCCCCACUUCCUGUAUAUUAUCAUUACUAUUAUAUUAUGUACAAUAAACUCAGAUGCAAAUUAAAA
Gasterosteus aculeatus aculeatus (three-spined stickleback) is the source of this 1296-nucleotide messenger RNA. The record is from RefSeq and is a predicted model, not a curated record. NCBI's taxonomy places the organism in Eukaryota, Metazoa, Chordata, Actinopteri, Perciformes, Gasterosteidae.